Haemonchus placei is the source of this 723-nucleotide messenger RNA. The record is from the annotation of a GenBank genome assembly. NCBI's taxonomy places the organism in Eukaryota, Metazoa, Nematoda, Chromadorea, Rhabditida, Trichostrongylidae.
AUGGAAUUACAGUAUGCUCCAAAUCGCUUCAAGAUUCUCGUGGUUGGGAGACGUGGAUCAGGGAAGACUGCUCUGAUUCGUCGUUUGAAGGACAACGUUUUUAGCGACGACGAGGAUGAUCCAACCAGUACGACGGAUGUUACCGUUAUAGUUCGUGCUGUUCAGGGAUCUAUUAUUAAGGCCGAUAUGGUCGAAGUUGAUUUGUCCACCUUUCUAGCUUGCGAUUCUCCCUCUAGUCAAGCCAAAGUUCACUUUGUUAGGCAGUACUUUGAUGUAAAUGGAUUACUACUGCUUUAUGACAUUACCAAUAGCGAUACAUUCGAAGAAAUCGACGACGUACUGCGUACCCUCCAACGAAUGGUAGCCCCAGAUGUUGACAUAUGCAUAUUAGGAACCAAGGCUGACCUUAUGGAAUCUCGGAAGAUCUCAUUCGAAGCUGCCGAGCAAAAGUCCGUCGAACACGGUUUUUCUCUAUUCGAGACAAGCGCAUUGACGGGGAUUAAUUGCGAAGAGGCCCUGAUAGAAACUUUGGACAAAUUGGCUGAACGGCGGGCGGAAGUACGGGAAUACUGGAAAGAAAACACUGAGUCUUUGAUCGUCAACUAUGGUCUUCGAACAUUCCCUCUCACUUCAGUGAAUAGAGAAGUUCCCAGCAUUGUUCUGUUUGGAUUGGAUUCUGACUCGUUGGAUAGCGGUGACCGCACAUCGAUUUCGCUCUCGUAA